Messenger RNA from Rhodamnia argentea, 2570 nucleotides. RefSeq names its product U3 small nucleolar RNA-associated protein 25-like. The record is from RefSeq and is a predicted model, not a curated record. Gene Ontology annotation, biological process: maturation of SSU-rRNA from tricistronic rRNA transcript (SSU-rRNA, 5.8S rRNA, LSU-rRNA). Bases 131 to 2437 code for a protein of 768 amino acids. NCBI's taxonomy places the organism in Eukaryota, Viridiplantae, Streptophyta, Magnoliopsida, Myrtales, Myrtaceae. Gene Ontology annotation, molecular function: U3 snoRNA binding; rRNA binding. The transcript is spliced from 27 exons. Gene Ontology annotation, cellular component: nucleolus; small-subunit processome.
CGAGUAGCUCCCUUGCUCUGUCUUCUCACUAUUCCGAAGUCUGUCCGCGCUGCAACUCUCGCGCCUCUUCGCCGCUCGUAUCCCAGGCUCGCGCCAAGAUAAAGGGAUUGGAGGCCUCUUUCUGGUCCCUAUGGCCAAGAGAAAUCGUCAGAAGCAUGGAUUUAAGAACCCCAAGACCCCUGAGAUAUCUGAAGAUGGUGAGAUUGUGAGAAAGAAGCAUAAGGUUGAAGAACACACUUCACAAAGGAUAUCUCCCGAUCCUGCAGAACUCAGUAAUGUGGAUAGCGAUGAUGAAGCAGUUUUUAAAGAGCCUUCUGCCUAUGACAAUUUGUUAGUGACUCUGGGGUCUGGCGGCAAAUAUUUCUCUGAUGCUUACAGAAGAAGACAGAGAGAAGAAGAAGGUAAAAGUGACAGUGAAGAAAAUGAGUACGAUGAUUCCGAUUCUCUUGGUGGAUCUGGCUGGGAUGAUUCUGAAAGAGGAUCUGAUGACGAGUCCCCUAAGAUUGAUGCUAGGGAGAGUAUAAUAGAAAAGUUUGGGGUAGUUGUUGCUGGAGAGGAGGGUGAAGUUGCUGAAAUGGAGAAUGAUCGAGACACAUCUGAGUCUGAGCAAGAGCAUGAAUCACAGGUGCAUUCUAAUGGUGCUGUUGAGGCAUCAGAAUGUGUGAGGAAUAAUAUAGCAUCAGUCUGCACUCAAGUAAAUGCAAUAAUAAAAUCUAGUCCGUGUCAUUCAUACAGUAUGCACUUGGGUCAUCAGAUAUCAAAAGGAGAGAUUGAUGAAUUGUCAAAAAAAAGAUGGAAAUAUAAAUGGGAGGUGUCUGCUGCUGAAAACUGCAAGUGGGUAGGAACUGGAGAGAGCUUUAUAAGGGACGACAACUUAAAACCUGGGUAUGGUCUGAAGCCAAGCUUGUAUAGACACUGGUUAAAUAUCUAUGAGACAUCUGAAGGCAGUGAUUUUCAUACGUCAAAAGAAAGAUUAUUCUUUUCCCUCUGCGACAGCUAUCGAGACAUACUGAACUGCAGCAAGAGGCCUUUUUAUCAUAAGGGCCAUGGAGAAGACUCAAGUACCAUGGACGCAUACAUCAUGCAUUCUUUGAAUCACAUAUUCAGAACUAGAGAUCUUGUGACUCAAAAUGACACGAAAAUGGCCAAACACAAAGAAACAGCAAACGAUGAAAUACUUUCUGGUGGUGGAUUUCUUGAUCAUGGCUUCACUCGUCCCAAGGUUUUGAUCCUUUUGCCCCUUCGUAACAUAGCUUUUCGAGUUGUUAAGAGGCUAAUACAGCUGACACCUUCAAAUCACAAGGUUAAUGUAGAGUACUUGGGACGGUUCUCUGAUGAUUUUGGUGCUGGAGAGGCUCAUGACAACGAGGACGAUGAGGUGUUUCAGGAUGUCCGUGGCUCUGGUCAGAAGUCUUCGAAACCUACUGACUUUCGGGCACUAUUUGAUGGAAAUCCUGAUGAUCACUUUAUGGUUGGAAUUAAAUUUACUAGGAAAAGCAUGAAGCUGUACAGCGACUUCUACACAUCUGACAUGAUUGUAGCUUCUCCUCUCGGUUUGAUUACAAAAAUUGGGGAGGCUGAGAGAGAGAAGGACAAAGAUGUUGACUACCUAUCUUCUAUAGAGAUCCUGAUCAUAGAUCAUGCAGAUAUCAUUGCCAUGCAGAAUUGGUCACAUGUAAAUACUGUGGUUGAGCAGUUGAACUGCUUACCCUCAAAGCAGCAUGGAAUGGAUGUUAUGCGCAUGAGGCAGUGGUACUUGGAUGGAUAUGCAAGGUUCUACCGUCAGUCAAUAGUACUUGGUUAUUUUUUGAAUCCGGAUAUGAAUGCUCUGUUCAACCAGCACUGCCUUAAUUAUGAGGGGAAGGUGAAGUUGGUCUGCGAGUACAAAGGAGUUCUGCCUAAAGUGUUAAUCCAAGCACGUCAGAUCUAUGAACGCUUUGAUGCUGACUCAAUAUCAGAAGCUGAUGAUGCACGGCUUGAAUAUUUUACUAAGAAAGUAUUCCCAAAAAUUAAAGAUUCAAUACAGGGUGGGAUCAUGCUUUUUAUCAGUUCCUACUUUGAGUUUGUUCGGAUUCGGAAUUUUUUGAAGUCACAAAAUGCUUCUUUCUGCCUACUCGGCGAGUACACAAAGCAGAGUGAUAUUUCUCGUUCACGAGUUUGGUUCUUCGAAGGCAGGAAGAAGAUUAUGCUGUACACGGAAAGAGCACACUUUUACCACAGAUAUAAGAUCCGAGGCAUACAAAAUUUAAUAAUCUAUUCUUUGCCUGAGAGGAAAGAGUUAUAUCCAGAGAUUGUAAAUAUGCUUGAGGGAUCCCAUGGCAUGACAAGCACGGUGCUUUUUUCUCGUUUUGAUCAGCUCCGGCUGGAGAGAAUUGUCGGUUCCACCGCUGCGAAGAGGAUGAUAACUUCGGAGAAGAGUGUAUUUGCUUUUUGUUAAUUGAUUAUGGUGGAUAGUAGAACUUAGCGAGUGUCUGAUUCCCAUUUAAGAUUGUUUGCUUAGCCAAAAAGAGAAUAGCAUAGGAUUCCAGGGGUCACCGGGGCAUAUCGAGCCAAUUUUGUGAAACAGAGGG